Messenger RNA from Stylophora pistillata, 5341 nucleotides. RefSeq names its product hemicentin-1. Gene Ontology annotation, molecular function: nucleic acid binding; cell adhesion molecule binding; zinc ion binding. The record is from RefSeq and is a predicted model, not a curated record. NCBI's taxonomy places the organism in Eukaryota, Metazoa, Cnidaria, Anthozoa, Scleractinia, Pocilloporidae. Gene Ontology annotation, cellular component: plasma membrane; cell-cell junction. Gene Ontology annotation, biological process: cell-cell adhesion.
UUUAAAACGCCCUCUGUUUUUACGACAUAUUCUAAUAAUAAUCGUUAGUUCUAGUUUCGAUGAAGCGUGCUAAAAUUUGCUGCGUAUUAGUUAGGAAUUCGCAGAUUCGUGCGUGUACUAUAGGCUAAGUUCGUGCGUAGGAAAUGAGCUAACACUUCCAUAUGGUGUACAUUACAAGUUUUAAGUAACAUCCUGUGCACAGUCACGCAUGCACUCAUUAUAAAAGGCGACUUAAGAUAGCGUGCGAGAGAGUCAUUCCGCAACCGCUACGAUCAGAGGAUCAAUCUGCUACAAGCUACCUUUUGAGCUAUACUUUCUGCUGUGCGAGUCGUCACCAAAUGCAGCCAAUAGUCCUAUGCCCAAAAACAGAGCAAGUUAAACAAGGUGAAAGGGGCUUAAUUUCCUGCAAUGUCACUGGUGACCCAAAACCAAACAUCACAUGGACCAAGGAGACACAACCUGGUAAGGUCAUUUCUUACAAUUCAACUCUGGUGAUUGACAAUGCAAGCAUCUUUGAUGAAGAAAAGUACAACAUCACAGCCAACAAUGGAAGGAGUGCAAGUGUUCUGGUGGAGUUAGAAGUUAUUUUUCCUCCAUCAGUAGAAAUAUCAAAUAAAACAGCCACUGCAGUGGAGGGAGACAGGUUGAAUUUUACAUGUGCUGCAUCUGGCAAACCUGAGCCAAAGAUAACAUGGACCAAGGUUGGCAGUGCUGAGGUGAUAGCUCACACACCAUCAGUUUCGGUUAUUGUGGAAAGACUUUGGACACGAGAUAGCAUAAAUCAGUAUCGCUGUACAGCCAGUAAUGGAGUGGGUAUACCUGCUACAGCAACAGUCAGCGUCAUUGUUCUCUUUGCUCCAAAGAUGACAAAUCUUACCAUUGAUAGCAAUCCAAAGAACACCACAGUACUUUUGAACAGCAACUUGACACUUCUCUGUGUCACAACUGCCAACCCUCCUGCUUUGUAUCACUUGUAUUUUAACAAGAGUUAUAUUGGUAACAGCAGCUCUGGAGAGUUUGACAUUACUGUAGAAGGUGAUGGAGUGUACAUUUGUGUUCCAGUAAACACAGUGGGCACAGGAAACAAUGUUACUCUCAACAUUAGUGCUGUUGUUUCUCCAUCAGUAGAAAUAUCAUACAAAACAGCCACUGCAGUGGAGGGAGACAAACUGAAUUUUACAUGUACUGCAUCUGGCAAACCUGAGCCUAAGAUAGCAUGGACCAAGGUUGGCAGUGCUGAGGUGAUAGCUCAUACACCAUCAGUUUCAGUUAUUGUGGACAGACCUGAGACACGAGAUAACAUAAACCAGUAUCAAUGUACAACCAGUAAUGGAGUGGGUGUACCUGCUACAGCCACAGUCAAUGUCACUGUCUACUAUAAACCAGUAAGGAACGGUCCCACAGAAGUUAUUGCGGUUAAAAACGAACCAUUUCAUCUUGUAUGCCCUAUGACGGGAAACCCUUUACCUGAGUACAAUUGGGUCAGUGACGACGGCAGAACAAAAACGGGGAAAACGUGGUUGUUUCAAAGAAUGGAAAGUCGUGAUAGUGGAUCAUAUACUUGUUUGGCCACAAAUAAUGUGGCGAAUGGGACUGUGACGGUUUCCGUACAAGUUGUUUCAGUGGAGAAGACUCAUCAUAUGCAGGCUUCCAUAAAUAAAAAUGAAAACGAUGCCUCAAAGAGGAACAGUACCUGCAAGACUUUUUCUGAAGUCGCUUGCAGCGUCCUUCCAAACUGUGUGGAUAACGAAGUUAUAGAUUGUGGGCCCGGCAGUAUAGUCGUAGAAUUUCUGUUGAAAUUCAGCACAGAUGUUACGGUUAACCAAGUGAUAUCUAAUCUGACAAAAGCCGUAGAUCAAGGCAAGUUUGGAAGUUUGCCAGUUGAUACAAGUUCCUUAAGAUCACUUUCUCCAUCAUCUUCAACAACAGCAACUGAGCCAACAAGUACGAUGGUCACAGCCACAAAAGUUCCAGAAUGCGAGGAAGCCAUUUUCAAAAAGAAAAACUGUGAAACAAAAUGGGUCAAUGUUUCCGUUAUAAUUGUUGUGUCAGUGGUCGUUGUUGUGGUGGUUGUCGUCAUCACAUGUUGCUUACACAAGAAAAGGAAAUGUAGAAAACACACGAAAGUCAAAAGCUCUGACGUGCAACUGCUUUCCAGUAAUCACAGUACCCUAUCAGACAGUAAUCCAUUUGCAAAAGAUAACUGUGGUUAUCACAAGUCAGGACCUCAAGCCACAAUGGAAAUUGAAAAUAAACAAUCGGUGGAAGCAAUGGGUGGUGAACCAAUACCUGCAAUUGCUAUGGUAGACAAAUCCAAGAAGAAAGACAAAAAGAAAAAUAAGGAAGCUGCUGAGCAAAAGCUGAGUGAAGAUAAGGACGCUGUCGUGGAUAAGUCAGAGAAGAAAAAGAAGAAGAACGAACAAGACAACACUUACGCUGAAGUCGACAUGUCAAGGAUAUCAAAAAAGAAACAGAAGCCCGGUGAAGUUCUUUAUGCUGAUUUGGAUGAAUUCCAACAGAUGCAGAAAAUGCCUAAAGGAUCCACCUCCCCCGAACCCCUGCCUCCGAUCAAACGGCCGGAGGCUUAUGAUGAAACGCAGUAUGCUGACAUCACCCAGUUUCUGAAGGGAAACCCUGACACAGGCGCUGAGCUUCCUAAAGACGAUACCACCCCAGCUGUCAGUAAUACUGUUACCGGCCGCAAGGAGGAAUCCUCAGUCAGAAACACAGGUGACCGUUCAGAGGCAACUAACGAGACAGGAUUUUAGUUUUAACUGAGUUUUUAAAGUUAGAAGAGCUGCAGUUGUUUCUAAGGGUGAUGGUAAUCGUAGCCUUGUGGUGAAUUCUCAUGUUUCUCAGUUAUUUUCUCUCAGGCACAAAAAUGUGAUAUUUGGAUCUCUUUUUUGUUUUUGUUUUUUCCUUUUACUUUUGUAGUCUUCCCGUGUAGUUUUUGGUUUUGGUUAGUCAUUUACUUAACAAUAUAUAUUUUUCUAAUUUAAGAUGUUAACGUCAAUUUUUUUUGCAUAUAAUCUUUUUCGUAACAUAGUUUACACAAAAGGGAGAUGACGAGAUAUACUGAAGAGGUAGCUUUGUUCAAAAAUAACCUUCUCGGGUAGCAAAACUUGCAGCUCGAUUGCAGAUGCUUUUCCUUUAAUUCUCGUAAGUAUAAAAUCCUCAAGCAAUUUACUUCAUAGUUAUUGUAAUGUUACUUUUGGUUUGGAAAAGUACUAUAGCGUACAUACGUAGUCGAAAAUUGAAAGGUAAAGAUGAGGUUUUUGACAUGGCGCACGCCCGUAUGUUCAGAAUUUUUUUAAGAAGUAGACAGUCUUUGGUAACGUCAAUCAUCAUAACGAUUGAAAAUUAGAUUAGCCCAGCCUGCUGUAUUUGAUUGGAGGCAAAACCUCUUAGAAUUUAGAUAUCAGUAAUUUAGUUAUUUUUAACAGUCUGGAAACCAAACCAUCUUAACUCGGCUACCCAGCCCACGAGCACUGAGGACAUAGGUGUUUCCUUCGUGAUGUCACGUUCUUUUGUGCCCUACUUGUUACCAGAUUUAUAGUGGUAAUAAAAGUUUCAGCCAUAACCAUUUAAACAACAACAAAAAACACCAAGAACAAUGUUGGCGCAGGUAGCAAAAAGAUAAGGCACUAUACUAAACAAGAGGGAACUUGUUUGCCAUGCCUCGGCACACCUUCAAGAUACCGUGGGGUGUUUGAUUUUAAGUAACUUUGGUCCUGUAACCAAGCUGUGCACCAUAGUAAUGUGCAGAUAACGUCACAAUAUCAUAUUUGGUGCAAGGUGAAAAUGAUCUUAUGGCCCGAUUUGUUGAUUUUCGAUUAAAUUUGCAUUUUUUGCAUUAUUUCAUUUCAUAUUCCUUUAGCUUUCAGUUUCUUUGUUAGUUUUUUCUUUUGUUUCUUUUGGUAAUAUGAAAUAUAGAUGGAAAGUCAAUAUUUUUUCUAGUAUCCUCUUUGCGAAAAUUCGUUCAAGAAGAGGUUUAAUUUGGUUAUUUCUAACACUUCGUUUCGCAACAUUAACAAAUUUUGAGGGAACUUAUCAACCUUGAGUUCUUUUUUGUUUUGUUUGUUUUACUCUCCGCCAUCGCCCUGAUCUUCCAUGUGGUUGUUGUAGGACAGUUCACAUAUUUUGGCAUCUACUUCCCUGGGCUGAAAUGUGUGGCACCAAAUUUUUUUGAUCACAGCAAAGCUGUAAAUGCGUGUGUGUUUUGUCUAUUACCGAAAAAAAGUAGCAGACGUGAAACGUUAAUAAUAGCUAUAGUUGUGUGUUUUCGUUUUUUCUUUUUUUUUUUUUUUUGUAUGAAAAAAGAUAAGUUGGUUUCCUGGUUAAAAUAGUUGGUUAAGUAGUUCUAGUAUGGCAUGGUCUUCAUUGUCUCUUCGGGAUCAAAAGAGUGGCCAAUGCCUUUUUGUAUGGUUUUUGUUUUCACUUUGAUAAUUAGUCAGAAAGGUUAAAAAGUUAUUGAGGUUUUUUUAUGCACUGCAAUGCAGUGAGUGAUUAUUUCACCUUAUGUCAAAUUUAACAUGUAAUUUAGUAAUUGCUAUUGACGAUAAGUGGAUAUGUGUGGCAGACACUGAGGAAAGACCUCUUGAUUAAGGACUAAAAAGUCACUUGUUACUUUGUCAGUGUGCAAAUACGGGUGUCUAGUAAUCACCAGCUAAACAAACGCAUGGAUGGCGCAGUCAACCAAUCAAAACAGAGGUUUAGUCUACUUUGGACAUAUACCUCAAGCCUCCAUGAAAAUUCACGAAUGCUUCGUUUUGGUUUCAUUACGAAAACUACUUGGUUGUUUUGCUGGGUAAAGCUGGCUGCCACACUGUCCAGUUUCGUUUUAUUUAUUUUAACUAGCAUAAAGCUUUUUCGUAGUCUGAACGACUGAAUGAUACAAUGCUUACUGAUUCUUAAUGAAAACCAUACAGCACGUGUUAAAUGUGUGGUCUAGUUAACGAGUGUUGAUUCUUAUAUUAUGAUUCUUGCCUUUUGGAGAAGCCGAGAGAGCUUAAAUGUGUGGUAUGUGCCUACAGGACAGACACCGUUCAAAACACUGUUUUGGCAAUGGAUAGUUACUUUUCUUAAACUAUCAGGGUUUUCCAAUGGCGAAAACCUGUAGACGUAAUCCAUCGGAAGUACUAAUACGAACGCACCUGUAGAUUGUUUUGGAAUACUUAUAUUUACAAGUAAACAGUGGUCAGUUUGAAGCAGAUGGGUUGUUUUCAAUCUCUCUAUGCCGCUUGUACCGCACAUUUAUUUUUUCGUUGGUGACUCUUUGACACUUUUUACUAUAUCAUGAUAUGUAACCAACUGUAUGCUCAUUAAACGCUGAUAAAUCUCA